AUGGCCGUUGGCGGGUUCUCAACAGGCACGGGAGGGGCGGGACUCUUGGGGAGUGGAUAUUUCAUGUUGAUGACCAACAUACUUCAUAUUAAAGUGCCAGUGGUGUUGAUAAUCUCUGCCUUGAUGCCCUGGGGGUUCAUCGCAGCGUAUUACAAGGUGCUUCCAGAUCAUGGUGACAACUAUGUUGCUUUGAACGAUGAGGAUGAGAAUGAUGGCACUUCUGUUGAAGACUUGGGUUUGGUGGAACCUCCAGACACAGAUGUCAAAUGGAACUCAAAGCAACAUCUUAUCACUACUAUUAGUAGAAUAAGACCUUUGGUGGUUCCUUAUAUGACACCAUUAUGUUUGGUGUACAUCUCAGAAUAUGUCAUUAACCAAGGCAUCUCGCCCACGUUGCUAUUCCCCUUAGACGAGUUACCUCCAUGGCUAUUCAAGUCAUACAGAGACAUCUAUGUAGUGUAUGGGUUUCUCUACCAAUUGGGGGUGUUCAUCUCUCGAUCCUCGGUCAAUUUCGGGAUCCGGAUUCGGCAUUUAUAUGUUAUGGCAUUGUUGCAAUUUAUUAAUGUGGUGAUAACAUUGACGCAAUCUUUAUACGAUUUUCCGUUUCCUCGUAUAUGGUUUUUGCUUGUACUAAUACUUUACGAAGGCUUACUAGGUGGCUUAUCGUAUAUUAAUACAUUUAUGCUGGUCAGCGAAGAAGUUGCUCCACACCAGAGAGAGUUUAGUAUGGGUUGUGUGACCAUUAGUGAUUCGCUUGGGGUUAUGGUUGCAGGGUUCAUUAAUUUGGGUUUGGAAACACAGCUUUGCAAUGCUCAGGUUAACAGAGGAAGAGAAUGGUGUCGUACAGGAUAA
Lizanozyma spartinae is the source of this 852-nucleotide messenger RNA. It is a transcript of the gene BTN1, whose product is annotated as amino acid transporter. The transcript has a single exon. The coding region runs from base 1 to 852 and encodes 283 amino acids. Gene Ontology annotation, cellular component: vacuole; membrane. The record is from RefSeq and is a predicted model, not a curated record. NCBI's taxonomy places the organism in Eukaryota, Fungi, Ascomycota, Pichiomycetes, Serinales, Debaryomycetaceae. Gene Ontology annotation, biological process: regulation of intracellular pH.